Molecule: messenger RNA, 402 nt
Organism: Prorocentrum cordatum
Lineage: Eukaryota; Dinophyceae; Prorocentrales; Prorocentraceae
Source: the annotation of a GenBank genome assembly
AGUUUCGCGGUGCCGCCGACGCCCGUCGUGCUCGCGCCCUUCCUCGGCAUGCCGUUCGCGAUGCCGCCCGCGUUCCCCGCGCUGGUCCUGGCGACGAGGAGAGCGUCGCGAGCGACGGCACCGAGGUCCCUCGCCCUGCCCGUGGUGCCGCCACCACGUGCACUGGCGCUGGAGUCUCUCCUGAUGGCGUUCACGGAGGGACUCGCGGGGUCAGUGGGGGCGCCGUUCGACGCGCUGAUGAAGCCUCCCAAGAUCGAGCACGCGGUCAUCGGCGGGAUGUGGCGCCUCGUGGUGAUGCUGAGGCACAUGUUCCAGACCUGGGCAAUCGCUGACCGCCAGCAGGGCGAGGCCCAGCUCGCCAACAUGGCUGCGGAGCUGGAGCAGGCUCGCCUCGCCGCGAAG